Molecule: messenger RNA, 2040 nt
Organism: Trematomus bernacchii (emerald rockcod)
Lineage: Eukaryota; Metazoa; Chordata; Actinopteri; Perciformes; Nototheniidae
Product: neurogenic differentiation factor 2-like
Exons: 2
Coding region: 297-1391 (364 amino acids)
Biological process (GO): nervous system development; regulation of DNA-templated transcription
Molecular function (GO): protein dimerization activity
Source: RefSeq, a predicted model, not a curated record
CCGGUAGCUCACGGUUGCCACACGCGCACUCACACACACAUGCAGACACACGCUCACUUACUCUCUCACUCAUAUACACACAGACACGCCAAGACGCACGUUCAGUUCACGAGCUCCGGUUAUUGGAGUGUGCGCGCUGGGAGAGAAGCACCCCUAAACAACCCAUCCGCGCGCUGCCUUGCACCCACACACUCACAGGGAGCGUUGGUUCGCUCGUGCGGUCCCUGAAGAUGGUCUGAAACUCAAGCGCGUUUUUUCUUCCCACCCCCUGUGAAGAGCUCGAGCCGAGAGCCAUAAUGUUGACGAGGCUUUUCAGUGACCCAUCGCUGCUCCCCGAUGUGCAGAAAUACUCGGGCUGGGCGGAGGACAGCGAUGAGGAGGAUUCGAAAAGGAAAGAUGAUGAUCAGGACAUCCAGGACGACGAGGGAUCAGAGCUGAGAGGAAGCAGCCGGACUCACUCCGAGCAUGCCGGGGAAGACGAUGAGGACGACGACGACGACGAGGUAGAGGAAGAGGAAGACGAAGAAGGGAUAGAGGGGGACAUGCCCAAGAAAAGAGGGCCCAAAAAACGAAAAAUGACCCCGGCCCGUGUCGAGCGCACCAAGGUGAGGCGGACAAAGGCCAACGCACGGGAGAGGACCCGAAUGCACGACCUGAACUCUGCACUUGACAAUCUGCGUAAAGUGGUUCCCUGCUACUCCAAAACGCAAAAACUUUCAAAAAUUGAGACACUGCGUUUGGCCAAAAACUAUAUCUGGGCUUUAUCGGAGAUAUUGCGUUCUGGAAAAAGGCCCGACGUUGUGGCCUACGUCCAGACGCUGUGCAAGGGACUCUCCCAGCCCACGACCAACCUGGUAGCGGGGUGCUUGCAGCUAAACUCCCGUAACUUCCUAACCGAGCAGCAGUGUCCGGACGGGAGCCGGUACGCUUCCGGCUCCUUCUCCAUGCACUCCUACCCCUACCAGUGUGCGCGUCUCUCCAGCCCCCACUGCCAGCCGGGCUCGGGCUCGGCCUCGAACUCGAACUCGCAUCCACUGAGGACGCACGGCUACUCGACUUACGACUCGGUGUACGGUGGGAGCGGAUCCCCGGAGUACAACAGCCCUGAGUAUGAGGCGCCCCUCAGCCCGCCUCUGUGCGUUAAUAAUGGCAACUUUUCCCUGAAGCAACAAGGCUCUGCGUCGCCCGAGAACGAGAAGGGGUACCACUACUCUAUGCAUUACUCCGGCCUGCCUGGCUCCAGACCCCCCGGGCCCCACAACCUAGUGUUUGGCUCUUCUGGAGCCCGGAGCGGCAUUCACUCUGAAAACGUCGUGCCUUACCACGACAUGCACUUAAAUCACGAACGUGCUCCGGUGUAUGACGAACUGAACGCGUUUUUUCACAAUUAAAAUGAGAAGCCCACCGUGCAGCCCUGCAAUCAACAAUCUAACCACGGCACACUUUUCUAACAAGCUUACCCGCCAGGAUUCAGGCAUUCUGGAGAGAUGUUUCACUUGUUGUCAUUAGUAUUUUCCUUUUAUUUCUCCCGUCUUUACUAUUUCUUAAGCUAUAGUCAGAGAUGUAGUGGAAGAUCAUCCACCUAAACCACAAUCUGAUUCUGUACAACAGCUUAAAUCAAGCUGAAAUAAAUCUCUAAAAGGAAAUUUGCUGAGCAAAUCAUAUUAAGACAAAAAUGUUAAUGUUUCUUAAAGUGUAACUUGUGUGUGUAUCGGUGGUUGUUUGCAUUUUGAUGACUGAAAGUGUACCCACUUAUUUAUUUACCACUACAUCACUGGCUACAGCUACACCUUGACAUUGGCGGUGACUUUCUAUUAUAAAAUCAAAAAGAAGUCAAUGAACAACAAAAUGCAAAUCGUCUGUACGUGCGAGAUUUGGUUUUUGGAAAUAGUGAAAUAUAUAGAAAUGCACAGUUUAAUGCUGAACUGAUUUAAAAAAGUGCUGUUUGUUUUGUGUAAGAAAAGCCUGCAGCAAAUCACUCAUUUCGCAUCUAUGCAAAAGCCAACGAGACCACAGAGCAAGGCAACAAGGCCCAAAAAG